Messenger RNA from Phytomonas sp. EM1, 1158 nucleotides. NCBI's taxonomy places the organism in Eukaryota, Euglenozoa, Kinetoplastea, Trypanosomatida, Trypanosomatidae. The record is from the annotation of a GenBank genome assembly.
AUGGAGGAGGUAAUCGUAUAUGAGCAGCCUCCGCAUGCUGUUCCUGCGAUUGUGGUAGGCAUCCCUGAUCCCCGAUUAACUGAGCAAUUUCUUCGUAUUGCCAACCAGAUGCAUCCGCUCGACAGCAGCACGCAGCACCUGAAGCGCAUUCGGCGGCGAAGCGAUCCCUCUCACGGGUCUGUGAACGCCUCCGCUGAGGAUUCUUCCCUCGCGGACGCGGCCGCUAACCUCGAGGGGGGUGAUUCACAAGACGAGGCGCGUUUCCCCUUGGAGCUCCUCCUCGAGGGCGGGGAGAGCUUCCGGAUGCGUUGGGAGAAGUCCCUCCCGGGAGGGGGAGAGGCCGACCGCCUCCGUGGUGGGCCCGUGGAGGCUUCCCUGUGGCGAAGGGUCUACCGCGAAUUUCUUCGCGCGCUUUUCCCUGAGACCGAUGCGGACGCGGAGGAGGGAGAGAAAGGAGAGAAGGGAGGGCUCCCGUUUCGCGUCGUUCUCGUCGCCAGCCACGCCCCGUUGCAGCGGCGGGAUCUCUGGCAGCGGUGGAAUGCGGCGUGGCCGCUCGCGACGCCGCGACCGCGGCCUCUUCAGCCCCCCUCCGAGGAACUUUCCCGCGAGGCCCUCUCACGAAUGCGGGGCAAAGUGCUCGCGAUGUGUGAGGCCACCCCUUCUUCGCUUCUCGGAAUCACCGCCGCGGUGUUCGACCCCUCGCAAGGGUGUUGGGUGGCGGAUAGCGAGGGCUGCACGGCGAUGCGGCGGGAUAAUCUCAGCGCCUGCUGCGCGUACGUCGCGCGGGCGCGCUGCCCUUCUCACUCCACCGGCCUCGUCCUUGAGCAUCCCGUGAUGGCCGUGUUGAAGCGCGUUUCCACCGCGGCGGCGGCGGGGAAGAAGGCGAGGGCGGCCGAGAUCUUUGAGGGCCGACCAUCCGCGCCGUACCUCGCGAAUAAUUUGGAUCUUUACGUGAGUCAUGAGCCCUGCGCGAUGUGUGCGAUGGCGCUCGUGCAUAGCCGCAUCGCGCGCGUGUUUUAUUGCUUUCCUAAUCGAGUGGAUGGCGGUCUGGGCUCCGUGCACGCGAUUCAUGGGAUUCCUUCGCUCAAUCACCACUUUCGGGUGUACCACUUCAAGGACAUGGAGGAGGAGUACAAGCAUAAACAUCACUUCCUUUAA